Messenger RNA from Musa acuminata AAA Group (dessert banana), 1674 nucleotides. RefSeq lists its product as uncharacterized. NCBI's taxonomy places the organism in Eukaryota, Viridiplantae, Streptophyta, Magnoliopsida, Zingiberales, Musaceae. The coding region runs from base 653 to 1468 and encodes 271 amino acids. The transcript has 8 exons. The record is from RefSeq and is a predicted model, not a curated record.
CUUCAUAUUUUCUUUUUGUUUAUAUCCUUCGCUUUGAAAGUUAAGCUAAUUUGCGGGUCAAAGUCAUCUAAUUUUGACGGUGAACUUUGGAUGACUGUUGGCAAAAACAAGAAUGCAGUUCUCUGUGCCUCUUAAAACUCUUUUGUUUGGAUAGGCUUUGAGUAAGCUGUGACAUUCUACUCCAUGUUAGAUUUGUUAGAGUAAUUGGUGUAGGUACCAUUGUGGAGGUUUCUGCAUAUGAUCUUUUUGUUUCUAUGCUUUGUUUUGAAAGUCAAGAAGCCAACUUGCAGGUCAAAGACAUCUGAUUCAAAUGGUGAACUUUGGAUGAUUGUUGGCCAUUUCGGAUACCAGGUCCAUCUUGGAGAUUUGUUGACAUGAUACAUAUCGGUCUGUACCAGUGUACCGACAUAUGGUAUGCUGGGGCAUGCCGAAGGGGACUCGGGUGAGCUGUCUCGAUGGCGACUCGGACCGAUAUGUACCAUCCGUACAAUAUUGACUCUGGGCGGUACAGCAAACCUGCUGCAAAAAUAAGAAUAUGUGGAAAUAAACAAUAGGCUUGAUGGCUAAAGGAGACCGCCCAAAAUUGAGAAGGUUCAAAUGGAAGAUUUGAUGAGAUUUCACUAUCAACUGCCACCUGAACAAUAGCUUGCUAAUGAUGAGUACCAAGUUCUUAGAGAUGCAAAAAAUUAGGGAGGAGGAGAACUUUCUUGAGAGACUACAUAAACUUCAGCUAGGUAUACCUAAUACACUAAAUGUGAUUUCAAAUAUUCCUUUUCUCUUCGUUGGCGUUGUCGGGCUUACACUCUGCUUCUAUAGAAACUAUUUUAGGUUAAGAUUGCAAGGUGAAAUUUGGGGUUGGUCAAUUUUCUUUCUUGGUGUGACUGCUGUUGCAUUUGGUUCUUCCUAUUACCACCUCAAGCCAAACGAUGCUCGGCUUGUUUGGGAUCGGCUACCUAUGACUGUAGCAUUUACAUCUAUUAUGGCAAUCUUCAUCAUUGAGAGGGUUGAUGAAAAGACUGGAACAACAUCAAUUGCACCCCUUGUUAUUGCGGGUAUACUUACCAUCUUGUAUUGGAGAUUUUUCGAUGAUUUACGCCCUUAUGCACUCAUCCAGUUCCUUCCUUGCAUCAUUAUACCUUUAAUGGCUAUACUAAUUCCACCAAUGUAUACACAUUCUUCGUACUGGCUAUGGGCAGCAGGAUUUUAUCUCUUGGCUAAAGUAGAAGAAGCUGAAGAUAAACAGAUUUACAAAUGGACAAAUCACAUUGUCAGUGGGCAUACUCUUAAGCAUCUUUUUGCGGCAAUGGUUCCAGUUUUCUUGACACUCAUGCUUGCAAAAAGAGACAUUGAGCCUGAGAGGAGGAGUUUGCUUCAGAAAUGGAAGAUCUAUUGGAUCAGGAUAAAAGAAAAUGGGUUAAAGGCUGAAAGAUUGGAAUGCGAGUACUCCGAAGUUUCAACGACGGUCUAAUGGUAAAAAUAUGUCUAGUCAUUGACAGUCUUAGACAAAGUGUUUUCCAUUUUGUUAUGUGAAAUCCCCCAUUGAGCGUAUUCAUAUGUAUCCUCAAAUAGUUGGGACAACAUUGUGUUGUAUUUGUUGUAAUGUACUCAAUAUGUAUACAGUACAGAAAGCUGGUUUAUACAUGUUAUGCCCCUGGAACAUGUAUUAUUAUGUCA